Poecile atricapillus (Black-capped chickadee) is the source of this 2205-nucleotide messenger RNA. It is a transcript of the gene MEPE, whose product is annotated as matrix extracellular phosphoglycoprotein. The record is from RefSeq and is a predicted model, not a curated record. NCBI's taxonomy places the organism in Eukaryota, Metazoa, Chordata, Aves, Passeriformes, Paridae. Gene Ontology annotation, molecular function: extracellular matrix protein binding. Gene Ontology annotation, biological process: biomineral tissue development. Bases 19 to 2205 code for a protein of 728 amino acids. Gene Ontology annotation, cellular component: extracellular matrix. The transcript is spliced from 4 exons.
CUCCAGGAGCAGCCCAAGAUGCAAGCAUCCCUCAUCUGCCUGUGCCUAUGCCUGCUCAGCACAGCCCUCGCCACACCUGUGCCACCACCGCUGCCAGGGAGAGCUGCUGGGAACUGUGUGGGACAGCACCGGAUACUUCUGAAGGGCUGCAACGCCAAGCAUGGCUUCUACAUUUUUCAAUAUAUCUACUCAUUCUCAACGCGGAGGAACGAGACACAGAUAAAGAAAGAAGAGGCUGACCACCAGAAUAUCAUCCCCAGCCACCGGCUGGAUGAGGACAAUGCCAGGCAGGAGCCACCAGAGGCUGGGACAGCUCCAGAAAACAGUGACAACAGCAGCACUGAAGUAAUCGAGUAUGGGAUUGUCCUCAAGCCUGAAAACCGCAGCACCCCAGGCAUCAGCAGGGAUGGUCCCAGUACUCGCCCUGGCACUGGCACACGAGUGCGUGGCAGUGGCGGUGGCAUGGGUCCUACCCCAUCCAGCUCAGAAGGCAGCGGCGAUCUGGAUUUGGUGGUGGAAGUUGAUGGCGGUGUUCCCGUUCUUCCUCAGGGUGAACACCCCAGUGAGGUUGUGGUGGAGAAUAGGUCCAGUGUCAGGAGUGAGGAUAAGAAUAAUGGUGCCCUCAGGGUGGUUCCAGUGGAGGAAGCCGUGACUGCUGGGAGGUGGAGGGCUCCUACUACCAGAGGGGCAGGGGAUGAGGGCAGCAGGGAGGCCACUGUCUCUGGCCAAGGGCAGGAAGGUGUUAAGCAGGGUACAGGGACAGGAGGCAUCACUUCGUCCUCUGUCACUGAGAGGAUGGAGGAUGUCCAAGUGGAUGCUGCAGGUGUGGAUCAAUAUGCUUAUGUCCCCGAUUCAGGCAGUGUCACCAUCACCCAUGGGAGCCUGGGCAGCACAGACAGGGCCAUUGGCUUCAACCAGGUCUCUCCAGACAAGGAUGAUGAGGUCAACAUCUUCAUUGGGAGGGCCAACAUCCAUGUGGGGGGGCAGGAAAUCACUCAGGCUGGUGUCACAGUGGGUAGUGAGGAUGACGGCAUCCCCUCUGUGGGAACCAGCAGCCCCCUCCCCAGGCUGGGCAUCACUGCAGCACCCAGUGGUGGUGAAGAUGACAACACCCCUGCCCACAGGCAGCCUGAAAGACUGGCCACCACAGCCAUCCCAGCCCGUGGGGACAGUGUCACCAGCAGCCUCAGGGAUGGCCGUCUCAAUGGAGAGGAUGAAGAAGAUGCAACCACCAUUGGUGUUGAUAGAGGACUGGUAACCCCUGUCCCCUGGAGAGUCACUAGUGGUGACAUUACCAGCCCCACAGUGGCCAGCAUCCAUGCAAAAGAUGAUGAUGAGGUAAGAGGUGAGGGGCAGAGGUCCAAGGGGAAGCCAGACCGUGUGGCUACCACAACCCCCCGCCAGUGGAGGGACAUGGAGACUGCUGCCACUGUCCCAGCCGAGAGGGUCAGGAUCCGCCCGGCCACUACUGAGGAGGACCGCACCACCCAGUUGGUGACAGCCAGCAGCCACAAGGCAGGCACGAGCACUGUGCUGGGCAGAGGAGGGAGUGGGGAGGUGGGGACAGCCACCUCCCGACUCCCCCGUGUGGAGGCACGGCCCGGGGCAGGGGUGAGGGUCCGUCCAGGGGGAGCAGGGCCGGACAAGACACCCAAGAUGGACAAGGCACCAUCCCCAAGUGGGAAACCCAGCAGCUGGGCAUCAAGCGGGGCCCAGAGAAGUUCUGGCAGCUAUGAUGGUGAUGCUGGGGGCAGGUCACAUGCCACCAAAGCAGGGCCCAGCCCCACUCCACAGGCAGGGCAAGACACAGGCAGCAUGGCAGCAGGCAGGGGCCGGGAACGGGGGCAAGGCGGAGAGAGCAGGACAGCAGCGCCAGGGGCCAAGAGUGGCCAUCUGCCUGGGCAGCAUGGCAGGAGGCUGGGGACUGGGACGCCGGGCACCAUUGCGACGCUAGGCCGCAGCCGGCAGCUGGACCAGGUGAAACGGGCUGACGAGCUCCACGUCCGUGAGCGGGCCUUUUACAGCCUCGGUGGGGCGGGCGGCGGCCCCCACGUCCCCUACCCCGGCCUCGGGAGCACCGACAGCAGCCAGUCCUCUGAGGGGGACCGGGGUAGCCACAGCGAGAGCGGACAGAUGGGACUGCAGCCCUCAGGGUGGGGAUCCCCAGGGUACCCCCAAGGCCGCUGGAUGCAGGGGCCCCUCUGA